Molecule: messenger RNA, 1248 nt
Organism: Venturia canescens
Lineage: Eukaryota; Metazoa; Arthropoda; Insecta; Hymenoptera; Ichneumonidae
Product: probable inactive peptidyl-prolyl cis-trans isomerase-like 6
Exons: 7
Coding region: 1-1122 (373 amino acids)
Biological process (GO): protein peptidyl-prolyl isomerization
Cellular component (GO): intracellular membrane-bounded organelle
Molecular function (GO): peptidyl-prolyl cis-trans isomerase activity
Source: RefSeq, a predicted model, not a curated record
AUGAAGUCCUUCGAUUGGGCUGAGGCAUUCAAAAAGCAAAAAAAUACUAAUAUUCUCACGACAAUAAAAAUUAAGGGUCUUUUGACCUCGGAGGCUUUUCAAAAAGCGCGAUUGUGUGCUGAAAAAUUGCACGGACAUUUGCCACACAAAUUUGCCAAACCUCAAAUUCAUGGGAUGCUUCAAGUCGCGUGGUGUGAUCGAAUCGAACAAAUUCGAAGGUGUUUCGGAGGUGAAACUUGGAACAUAGAACGGCCAGUGAUCGUUUUCAUUGAUAACAAACUAAUUGGCGAUGACGUUAAAUUUUUGCGGCACAUCGGCAAAACUUACGCUUUCAAUCUUCCGAUCGAUACGGAAUAUUAUGAAAAUCUCAUCGUGCAAGAAUACGAGAAAUUUAUGAAAAGAUUGGGGCGAAAGUACGUUUAUUUCACAUUUACGACCGACGAAACAGUGAUCGGAUCAUUUUUAAUUAUGUUGUAUACAGAUUUAGUGCCAAAGACAUGCGAACAUUUCUUGAAACUUUCUACUGGAUUCAGAAGCAAAAAUGCUUGGGGAACGAUACUUUGUUACAAAAACACCAAAGUCCGUCGUAUUGUAAAGGACGGAUGGAUUCAAAUUGGCGACGUUUUAGAAUCGAAUGACGAUCUUGACGAGACUGUGCUGAAUGAAAUAACGAUAAAUGAUGAAUCUUAUUGCAUCCCUCACGAUCGUAGAGGCGUUAUAUCGUUGGCAAAUGAUGGAAAGCAGAGCAGAGAUCAAUUCGUUGUUUCGUUGAAAGCCAACGAAUGGAUGAAUUCUUAUUACGUUGCUUUCGGACAACUGAUCGAUGGUGCACAAACUUUGAGUAAAAUUGAAAAUUUACCGACAUUUUACGAAGCUCCGAUGGUAGAAACAGUGAUAUCAGAGUGCGGCGAAUACUCGUUUGACGGAGAAAAAGAAACGGCAGAGGAGCUCAAAGAGGAGUGUGAAAAUUAUGAGGACACAAACUCGCUCGAUGAAAAAAGCGAUCGUUUAACAGACGUCAUCGACACUCGUGACGUCGCGUCCUUGAUCAUGUUUGAACGUUAUGAACAAGGAUUAUAUUCGCUUACGACUGAUAAUUCACCGGAUUUGCAAAAUGAUUGAAAGAAUCAGAAAUUUUUGUCUAAUUCAUUUAAUGACAUCUACUUAUUUCAAGCUUGACAGCUAUUUUUUACCCUGUCAAACAACUAUUCCGAUAAAUAAACAAUAAAUAAAAAUACUAUAAAAUAA